AUGGGAGCACAGGAUUGGGACGAUGUCUACUUUAUGGUCUCGAACAGAAAACCAAUAUCAGNNGUCAAUCCGUACCUAGAAUGUGUGAUUGAGACAAACCCCGAUGCCUUGACCAUUGCACAGGCGCUCGACGAUGAGCGAGCAAAAGGCAAAACACGAGGACCACUGCAUGGUAUCCCUGUUCUGGUCAAGGACAAUAUGGCUACCAAGGACAAAAUGCAGACGACUGGCGGCUCAUGGGCUCUUCUCGGCGCUAUAGUUCCAAAGGAUGCCCAUAUUGUGUACCUUCUCAGAAAAGCCGGGGCCAUCAUCUUAGGCCAUUCAAACCUGGAUGAAUGGGCUGGCAUGCGCUCGAAAAUAUAUUCAAACGGCUAUUCUGCACGCGGCGGCCAGACCAGAAACCCAUAUAUGCUUAGUCGGAGUCCCCAAGGCUCAAGCUCUGGCUCUGCCGUAUCUGUGUCUAGCAACAUUGUCCCACUUGCAUUCGGCACGGAAACUGAUACCUCGGUCAUCUGGCCGGCCAUGGUCAGUGGCAUUGUGGGUAUCAAGCCCACAGUCGGCUUGACCUCUCGUAGCGGCGUGAUUCCCAUCUCAGAGACACAGGAUUCGAUUGGAACAUACGGAAGAUGCGUAUCUGAUGCAGCCCGUGCUCUUGACGCCAUUGCAGGACCCGACCCAGAAGACAAACACUCAAUUGUUCCUGAGAGACGACAGCCGAAGACUUACGUCGACAGCCUGACUACAAGAAAGGCGUUAUAUGGUGCAAGAUUUGGUCUUCCCAUGAAGCGCUUCUGGGAAUUGGUGCCGAAGCAGCAAAGGAGGGUGGCUGAAAAGGUCCUACGGCUGAUCAGGGAUGCUGGAGCAGAAAUCAUACCGGUUGAGAUGCCUUGUGCCGAGGAACGUAUCGCGCCUGAUGGUGGGUGGGACUGGGAGCAUGGCAAAGAAGAAGUGUCAGAGUUCACCAUCAACAAGGUUGAAUGCUACUAUCUGAUGAACGAGUACCUCAGCAAACUCAAGAACACAAAUAUCAAGACCGUUGAAGAUGUCGUCCGCUUCAAUGAUGAGAACAAAGGAUCCCAAGGAGCCAACCCAGGAGAUCAUCCAGCCUUCCCUUCAGGUCAGGACAACUUCCGUGAGGUGGUUGAAGCAAAAGGAAUUAAAUCUCGAGCCUAUUAUUCCGCCUUUUAUCACAUGCGCAAGCAAUGCCGUGAGAAUGGCAUAGAUGCAGCCUUACACCCAACUAUCGGCGGCAAAAAGAUCUCUCUCGACGCCCUGCUUUUCUGCGAUGUCCGUGGCGCAGGUCAACAGAUCGCUGCUCAAGCUUCAUAUCCUGUCAUGACCAUCCCCAUUGGUCUUGAUCCCGACGGCAUGCCCAUAGGUCUGAAUCUCCAACAUACAGCUUGGGAAGAGGCAACUCUGGUGCGUUGGGCAUCGGCAAUAGAGGAUCUGCUACGUGCAGAAGUUGGACCUAGGAGUCCUCCUCGCUACCAGGACCAUUUGGCCAAAAACAUUCCUGUGGAGAAUGAGUACAGGUAUCCAGGGGCUCCGCCCAGAUUCGGUGAUAGACCUCCGCCUGCUUGA
Messenger RNA from Aureobasidium vineae, 1581 nucleotides. The record is from the annotation of a GenBank genome assembly. Lineage: Eukaryota; Fungi; Ascomycota; Dothideomycetes; Dothideales; Saccotheciaceae.